This is a messenger RNA of Odocoileus virginianus texanus, 14484 nucleotides long. NCBI's taxonomy places the organism in Eukaryota, Metazoa, Chordata, Mammalia, Artiodactyla, Cervidae. The record is from RefSeq and is a predicted model, not a curated record.
AUGCAGGAGUGUGGACACUAUAGCUGCUUGAGAAAAUACAGCCGUGUAGCCAGAGAACGGAGUGAAGGUGAGCUUACUGACAAAAGUGAGGGAAACAGAUGUGACAAAGAGGAUGAAGAUGUCCCAGAGGAAGUGACAACCAAGGAGAAGCCAGUAAAAGGUUGUAAGCCAGGAAACAGUAUGGUUGGGCUCAUGGAUGAUGAAGUGGUUCUACAGUGUACCGCAACCAUCCACAAAGAACAACAGAAACUAUGUUUGGCAGCAGAAGGAUUUGGCAACAGACUUUGCUUCUUGGAGUCCACUUCGAAUUCCAAGAAUGUUCCUCCAGACCUCUCCAUCUGCACCUUCGUGCUGGAGCAGUCCCUGUCUGUCCGGGCCUUGCAGGAGAUGCUGGCUAACACUGUGGAAAAGUCUGAAGGGAAGGUUGAUGUGGAAAAAUGGACCUUUGUCUGCAAAACUGCUCAGGGUGGCGGCCACCGAACACUCCUCUAUGGUCAUGCAGUACUGCUGCGGCAUUCCUACAGUGGCAUGUAUCUGUGCUGCCUGUCCACCUCUCGGUCUUCAACUGAUAAGCUGGCUUUUGAUGUUGGCUUGCAAGAGGAUACAACAGGUGAAGCUUGUUGGUGGACCAUCCAUCCUGCCUCUAAGCAGCGCUCAGAAGGAGAAAAGGUGCGCGUUGGAGAUGACCUCAUCUUAGUGAGCGUGUCCUCUGAAAGGUACCUGCACUUGUCUUACGGUAACGGCAGCUUGCACGUGGAUGCUGCUUUCCAGCAGACCCUCUGGAGCGUGGCCCCCAUCAGCUCAGGAAGUGAAGCAGCCCAAGGGUAUCUGAUUGGUGGUGACGUCCUCAGGUUGCUUCAUGGACAUAUGGAUGAAUGCCUCACUGUCCCUUCAGGAGAACACGGUGAAGAGCAGCGGAGAACUGUUCAUUACGAAGGUGGUGCUGUGUCGGUUCACGCACGUUCCCUGUGGCGACUAGAGACACUAAGAGUUGCGUGGAGUGGAAGCCACAUAAGAUGGGGACAACCUUUUCGACUGCGCCAUGUCACAACAGGAAAAUACUUGAGUCUCAUGGAAGACAAAAGCCUUCUACUCAUGGACAAAGAGAAAGCUGAUGUCAAAUCAACUGCAUUUACCUUCCGAUCUUCCAAGGAAAAAUUGGAUGUAGGAGUGAGAAAAGAAGUCGAUGGCAUGGGAACCUCUGAAAUAAAAUAUGGAGACUCAGUGUGUUAUAUACAGCACAUCAGUACAGGCUUGUGGCUAACUUACCAGUCUGUGGAUGUGAAAUCGGUGAGAAUGGGAUCCAUACAACGCAAGGCUAUUAUGCAUCAUGAAGGACACAUGGAUGAUGGCCUAAAUUUAUCCAGAUCUCAGCAUGAAGAAUCACGGACAGCACGUGUCAUCCGGAGCACAGUCUUUCUUUUUAAUAGAUUUAUUAGUUUAUUUUCUGUGACCAUUCUGGUCUCUGUCACCAAGGUUAGGGUAGUGGUCGUGGAGUACCUGGGUUUGAUCCCUGGUGAGCAUUUAGAGCAUGAAGAUAAGCAGAACAGAUUACGAGCUCUGAAGAACAGGCAGAAUCUCUUCCAGGAAGAGGGAAUGAUCAACCUUGUGCUCGAGUGUAUAGACAGGCUGCAUGUGUAUAGCAGUGCUGCACACUUCGCUGAUGUUGCUGGGAGAGAAGCAGGGGAAUCUUGGAAAUCGAUUCUGAAUUCUUUGUAUGAGUUGUUGGCGGCACUAAUUAGAGGAAAUCGUAAAAACUGUGCUCAAUUUUCUGGCUCCCUUGACUGGUUAAUCAGCCGACUGGAAAGACUGGAAGCUUCUUCUGGUAUUCUUGAAGUUUUACACUGUGUGCUAGUAGAAAGUCCAGAAGCUCUAAAUAUUAUUAAAGAAGGCCAUAUAAAAUCCAUUAUCUCACUUUUAGACAAGCAUGGAAGAAAUCACAAGGUUCUGGAUGUCUUAUGCUCUCUCUGUGUUUGCCAUGGAGUAGCAGUCCGUUCUAACCAGCAUCUCAUCUGUGACAAUCUUCUGCCCGGAAGAGACCUGUUAUUGCAGACUCGCCUUGUGAACCAUGUGAGCAGCAUGAGGCCCAAUAUUUUUCUGGGUGUCAGUGAAGGCUCUGCGCAGUAUAAGAAGUGGUACUAUGAGUUGAUGGUGGACCACACGGAGCCGUUUGUGACUGCUGAAGCCACUCACCUGCGCGUGGGCUGGGCUUCCACCGAGGGCUACUCACCCUACCCCGGCGGGGGCGAGGAAUGGGGUGGGAACGGCGUCGGAGACGACCUCUUCUCCUACGGAUUCGAUGGCCUUCACCUCUGGUCAGGUUGUAUUGCCCGGACUGUCAGCUCACCAAACCAGCAUCUCUUGAGAACUGAUGAUGUCAUCAGUUGCUGUUUAGAUCUAAGUGCCCCAAGCAUCUCCUUCCGAAUUAAUGGACAACCUGUUCAAGGCAUGUUUGAGAAUUUCAACAUUGAUGGCCUCUUCUUUCCAGUUGUUAGUUUCUCUGCAGGAAUAAAAGUACGCUUUCUGCUUGGGGGGAGACAUGGAGAAUUUAAAUUCCUUCCUCCGCCUGGAUAUGCUCCUUGUUACGAAGCUGUUCUGCCAAAAGAAAAGUUGAAAGUGGAGCACAGCCGAGAGUACAAGCAAGAAAGGACUUACACACGGGACCUCCUGGGCCCCACAGUUUCCCUGACACAAGCUGCCUUCACACCAAUCCCAGUGGACACCAGCCAGAUUGUGUUGCCUCCCCACCUGGAGAGGAUACGAGAAAAACUGGCAGAGAAUAUCCAUGAGCUCUGGGUGAUGAAUAAAAUUGAACUUGGCUGGCAGUAUGGUCCGGUUAGAGACGACAAUAAGAGGCAACACCCGUGUCUGGUGGAGUUCUCCAAGCUGCCUGAGCAGGAGCGCAAUUACAACCUACAGAUGUCGCUUGAGACCCUGAAGACGUUGUUGGCUUUAGGAUGUCAUGUGGGUAUAUCAGAUGAACAUGCUGAAGAAAAGGUGAAAAAAAUGAAGCUGCCAAAGAAUUACCAGCUGACAAGUGGAUAUAAGCCUGCCCCAAUGGACCUGAGCUUUAUCAAACUCACCCCAUCUCAAGAGGCCAUGGUGGACAAGUUGGCGGAAAAUGCUCAUAACGUGUGGGCUCGGGAUCGGAUUCGGCAGGGCUGGACCUACGGCAUCCAACAGGAUGUAAAGAACAGAAGAAACCCUCGGCUUGUUCCCUAUGCCCUUCUAGAUGACAGAACUAAGAAAUCCAAUAAGGAUAGCCUCCGUGAGGCUGUACGCACACUCCUGGGAUAUGGCUACAACCUGGAGGCACCUGAUCAAGAUCAUGCUGCCAGAGCAGACGUGUGCAGCGGCAGAGGAGAGAGGUUCCGGAUCUUCCGUGCUGAGAAGACAUACGCUGUGAAGGCUGGAAGGUGGUAUUUUGAAUUCGAGGCGGUCACUGCUGGAGACAUGCGAGUUGGCUGGAGCAGGCCAGGCUGUCAACCUGAUCAGGAGCUUGGCUCAGAUGAACGUGCCUUUGCUUUUGAUGGCUUCAAGGCCCAGCGGUGGCAUCAGGGCAAUGAGCACUAUGGGCGCUCUUGGCAAGCUGGCGAUGUUGUGGGGUGCAUGGUUGACAUGACAGAACACACCAUGAUGUUCACACUGAACGGCGAAAUCCUCCUUGAUGAUUCAGGGUCAGAACUGGCUUUCAAGGACUUUGAUGUUGGUGAUGGAUUCAUACCUGUGUGUAGCCUUGGAGUGGCUCAAGUGGGCAGGAUGAACUUUGGAAAGGAUGUCAGCACCUUGAAAUAUUUCACCAUCUGUGGCUUACAAGAGGGCUAUGAGCCAUUUGCCGUUAACACAAAUAGGGAUAUUACCAUGUGGCUGAGCAAGAGGCUUCCUCAAUUUCUCCAAGUUCCAUCAAACCAUGAACAUAUUGAGGUGACCAGAAUAGAUGGCACCAUAGACAGUUCCCCAUGUUUAAAAGUCACUCAGAAGUCCUUUGGCUCUCAGAACAGCAGCACCGAUAUCAUGUUUUAUCGUCUGAGCAUGCCCAUCGAGUGUGCAGAGGUCUUCUCCAAGACUGCAGCUGGAGGGAUCCCUGGCACCGGCCUCUUUGGGCCCAAGAAUGACCUGGAGGAUUAUGAUGUGGAUUCGGACUUUGAGGUUCUCAUGAAGACAGCUCACGGCCAUCUGGUGCCAGAUCGAGGAGACAAAGACAAAGAAGCUACAAAACCGGAGUUUAAUAACCACAAAGAUUAUGCUCAGGAAAAACCCUCUCGUCUGAAACAGAGGUUUUUGCUUCGAAGAACAAAGCCAGAUUAUAGCACCAGCCAUUCUGCAAGACUCACUGAAGAUGUCCUUGCAGAUGAGAGAGAUGACUACGAUUACUUGAUGCAAACGUCCACGUACUAUUACUCAGUGAGAAUCUUUCCUGGACAAGAACCUGCCAACGUCUGGGUGGGCUGGAUCACAUCCGAUUUCCAUCAGUAUGAUACAGGCUUCGACUUGGACAGAGUUCGCACAGUGACCGUGACUCUGGGAGAUGAAAAAGGAAAGGUGCACGAAAGCAUCAAACGCAGCAAUUGCUAUAUGGUGUGUGCGGGUGAGAGCCUGAGCCCGGGGCAAGGACGCAACAACAACGGCCUGGAGAUUGGCUGCGUGGUGGAUGCCGCCAGUGGGCUGCUCACCUUCACGGCCAACGGCAAGGAACUGAGCACCUAUUAUCAGGUGGAGCCAAGCACAAAAUUAUUCCCUGCAGUUUUUGCACAAGCUACAAGUCCCAAUGUUUUUCAGUUUGAGUUGGGAAGAAUAAAGAAUGUGAUGCCUCUCUCAGCGGGAUUAUUCAAGAGUGAGCACAAAAAUCCUGUGCCUCAGUGUCCCCCACGUCUCCAUGUGCAAUUUCUCUCACAUGUCCUGUGGAGCAGAAUGCCCAACCAGUUCUUGAAGGUAGAUGUCUCUCGAAUAAGUGAACGCCAGGGCUGGCUGGUGCAGUGCGUGGAGCCUCUGCAGUUCAUGUCACUUCAUAUCCCAGAGGAGAACAGAUCUGUGGACAUACUGGAACUGACGGAGCAGGAGGAGCUGCUGAAAUUCCACUACCACACUCUCCGGCUCUACUCGGCUGUCUGCGCGCUCGGGAACCACCGCGUGGCCCACGCCUUGUGCAGCCACGUGGACGAGCCGCAGCUGCUCUACGCCAUCGAGAACAAGUACAUGCCCGGCCUGCUGCGCGCCGGCUACUACGACCUUCUCAUUGACAUCCACCUCGGCUCCUACGCCACCGCCAGGCUCAUGAUGAACAACGAGUUCAUCGUCCCCAUGACCGAGGAGACGAAGAGCAUCACGCUCUUCCCGGAUGAGAACAAGAAGCACGGGCUCCCGGGCAUUGGCCUCAGCACCUCCCUCAGGCCGCGGAUGCAGUUUUCCUCCCCGAGUUUUGUCAGCAUUAAUACUGAGGGCUACCAGUAUAGCCCGGAGUUCCCGCUGGACAUCCUGAAGGCCAAGACCAUACAGAUGCUGACAGAAGCCGUGAAAGAGGGCAGCCUUCAUGCGCGAGACCCCGUUGGGGGCACCACCGAGUUCCUCUUUGUCCCUCUCAUCAAGCUGUUCUAUACCCUGCUCAUCAUGGGUGUCUUCCACAACGAGGACUUGAAACACGUCUUGCAGUUGAUUGAGCCUAGUGUGUUCAAGGAAGCCGCCAGCCCCGAGGAGGAAAGCGAGGUGGUGGAGAAGGAGCCCUGCGUGGAAGACUCCAAGCUGGAAGGAGCCGCAGAGGAAGAAAGCAAAGGCGGUAAGAGGCCCAAGGAGGGCCUGCUCCAAAUGAAACUGCCAGAGCCAGUAAAAUUACAGAUGUGCCUGCUACUUCAAUACCUCUGUGACUGCCAGGUCCGGCACCGAAUAGAAGCCAUUGUGGCCUUUUCAGAUGACUUUGUAGCCAAGCUCCAAGACAAUCAACGAUUCCGAUAUAACGAAGUUAUGCAAGCCUUAAACAUGUCGGCUGCACUCACAGCCAGGAAAACAAAGGAAUUCAGAUCCCCGCCUCAAGAACAGAUCAAUAUGCUUCUCAAUUUUAAGGAUGACAAAAGUGAAUGUCCAUGUCCUGAAGAAAUCCGAGACCAACUCUUGGAUUUUCACGAAGAUUUGAUGACACAUUGUGGAAUUGAGCUGGAUGAAGAUAGGUCUCUGGAUGGAAACAAUGAUUUAACUAUUAGAGGACGCCUGCUGUCCUUGGUAGAAAAGGUGACAUACCUAAAGAAGAAGCAAGCUGAAAAGCCAGUUGAGAGUGACUCCAAGAAGUCAUCCACUCUUCAGCAGUUGAUCUCUGAGACCAUGGUCCGAUGGGCUCAAGAGUCUGUCAUUGAAGACCCUGAGUUGGUGAGGGCCAUGUUUGUGUUGCUCCAUCGACAGUAUGAUGGCAUUGGGGGUCUGGUACGGGCUCUGCCAAAGACCUAUACUAUAAAUGGUGUUUCUGUGGAGGAUACCAUCAAUCUGCUAGCAUCUCUUGGUCAGAUUCGUUCUCUGCUAAGUGUGAGAAUGGGCAAAGAAGAAGAGAAACUUAUGAUUCGUGGAUUAGGGGAUAUCAUGAACAAUAAGGUGUUUUACCAGCAUCCUAAUCUCAUGCGGGCACUUGGGAUGCAUGAGACAGUGAUGGAGGUCAUGGUCAAUGUCCUCGGAGGUGGAGAGUCCAAGGAAAUCACGUUUCCGAAGAUGGUGGCCAACUGUUGCCGUUUUCUCUGUUACUUCUGUCGUAUAAGUAGGCAGAAUCAGAAAGCCAUGUUUGAUCAUCUCAGUUAUUUACUGGAAAACAGUAGUGUUGGCCUUGCCUCACCAGCUAUGAGAGGGUCAACACCAUUGGAUGUGGCAGCAGCCUCGGUGAUGGAUAAUAAUGAACUAGCUUUAGCUUUGCGGGAGCCAGAUCUGGAAAAGGUCGUUCGAUAUUUGGCUGGUUGUGGACUGCAGAGUUGCCAGAUGCUAGUGUCAAAGGGUUAUCCAGACAUUGGGUGGAAUCCAGUUGAAGGAGAGAGAUAUCUUGACUUUCUCAGAUUUGCUGUCUUCUGUAAUGGGGAAAGCGUGGAGGAGAAUGCAAAUGUUGUGGUGAGAUUGCUCAUUCGGAGGCCUGAGUGUUUCGGCCCUGCCUUGCGGGGGGAAGGUGGGAACGGCCUGCUUGCAGCCAUGGAGGAAGCCAUAAAAAUCGCCGAGGACCCCUCUCGGGAUGGCCCCUCACCAACCACCGGGUCCAGCAAAACCCCUGAUACAGACGAGGAAGAGGAUGACACCAUCCACAUGGGAAAUGCCAUCAUGACCUUCUAUGCAGCUUUAAUUGACCUGUUAGGACGCUGUGCUCCUGAGAUGCAUUGUAUCACCUUCUCUCUUUUAGAUGGGAAUGUGGUGGAGCCUGACAUGUCUGCAGGGUUUUGUCCAGAUCACAAGGCAGCCAUGGUUUUGUUCCUUGACAGGGUCUAUGGAAUUGAGGUUCAAGAUUUCCUCCUCCAUCUUCUUGAGGUUGGCUUUCUGCCAGAUCUCCGGGCUGCUGCUUCCUUAGACACGGCUGCUUUGAGUGCUACCGACAUGGCCCUGGCCCUCAAUCGGUACCUGUGCACAGCCGUGUUACCCUUGUUAACAAGGUGUGCUCCUCUUUUUGCGGGCACCGAGCACCAUGCUUCUCUCAUUGACUCAUUGCUUCACACUGUGUACCGGCUUUCUAAGGGCUGCUCACUCACCAAAGCUCAACGGGAUUCCAUAGAAGUGUGUUUACUCUCUAUUUGUGGCCAGUUGAGACCUUCUAUGAUGCAGCACUUACUCAGACGAUUAGUAUUCGAUGUCCCAUUGUUAAAUGAACACGCGAAGAUGCCUCUUAAGCUGCUGACAAAUCAUUAUGAAAGAUGCUGGAAAUAUUACUGCCUGCCUGGAGGGUGGGGAAACUUUGGAGCUGCCUCAGAAGAAGAACUUCAUUUAUCAAGAAAGCUGUUCUGGGGCAUCUUUGAUGCCCUAUCUCAAAAGAAAUAUGAACAAGAACUUUUCAAACUGGCACUGCCUUGCCUGAGUGCAGUUGCGGGAGCUUUGCCUCCAGACUACAUGGAGUCAAAUUAUGUCAGUAUGAUGGAAAAACAGUCAUCAAUGGAUUCUGAAGGGAACUUUAAUCCACAACCUGUUGAUACCUCAAAUAUUACAAUUCCUGAGAAGUUGGAAUACUUCAUUAACAAAUAUGCAGAACAUGCCCAUGACAAGUGGUCAAUGGAUAAGUUGGCAAAUGGAUGGAUUUAUGGAGAAAUAUAUUCAGACUCAUCUAAAGUUCAACCAUUAAUGAAGCCAUAUAAACUGUUAUCUGAAAAGGAAAAAGAAAUUUAUCGCUGGCCAAUCAAAGAAUCUUUAAAAACUAUGCUGGCUUGGGGAUGGAGAAUUGAAAGGACACGGGAGGGAGACAGCAUGGCCCUUUAUAACCGUACCCGUCGUAUUUCUCAGACAAGUCAGGUUUCUGUAGAUGCCGCCCAUGGGUAUAGCCCACGAGCCAUUGACAUGAGCAAUGUUACGCUAUCCAGAGAUCUGCAUGCUAUGGCAGAAAUGAUGGCUGAAAACUACCAUAAUAUAUGGGCAAAGAAAAAGAAACUGGAACUGGAGGCCAAAGGAGGUGGAAACCAUCCCCUGCUGGUACCUUACGAUACGCUGACGGCCAAAGAGAAAGCCAAGGACAGGGAGAAAGCCCAGGACAUCCUCAAGUUCCUGCAGAUCAGUGGUUAUGCCGUGUCCAGAGGGUUCAAAGACCUGGAACUGGACACACCUUCUAUUGAGAAACGAUUUGCCUAUAGUUUCCUUCAGCAACUCAUUCGCUAUGUGGAUGAAGCCCAUCAGUAUAUCCUGGAGUUUGAUGGUGGCAGCAGAAGCAAAGGAGAGCAUUUCCCUUAUGAACAAGAAAUCAAGUUCUUUGCUAAAGUCGUUCUUCCUUUAAUUGAUCAGUAUUUCAAAAACCACCGUUUAUACUUCUUAUCUGCAGCAAGCAGACCUCUCUGUUCUGGAGGACAUGCAUCAAACAAAGAGAAAGAAAUGGUGACUAGCCUAUUCUGCAAACUUGGAGUUCUUGUCAGGCAUAGGAUUUCACUAUUUGGGAAUGAUGCAACAUCAAUUGUCAACUGUCUUCAUAUUUUGGGUCAGACUUUGGAUGCAAGGACUGUGAUGAAGACUGGCCUGGAGAGUGUUAAAAGUGCACUCAGAGCUUUCCUGGACAAUGCCGCAGAGGAUCUGGAGAAGACAAUGGAGAAUCUUAAGCAGGGCCAGUUCACCCACACCCGAAACCAGCCCAAAGGUGUUACUCAGAUUAUCAAUUAUACCACGGUGGCACUGUUGCCAAUGCUGUCAUCAUUAUUUGAGCAUAUUGGCCAACAUCAAUUCGGAGAAGAUCUAAUAUUGGAAGAUGUACAGGUAUCAUGUUAUAGAAUUCUGACUAGCUUGUAUGCUUUGGGAACCAGCAAGAGUAUUUAUGUGGAAAGGCAACGUUCUGCAUUGGGAGAAUGUCUGGCUGCUUUUGCUGGUGCCUUUCCUGUAGCAUUUUUAGAAACUCACCUGGACAAGCACAAUAUUUACUCCAUCUACAAUACAAAGUCUUCGAGAGAGAGAGCAGCUCUUAAUUUGCCUACUAAUGUGGAAGAUGUUUGUCCAAAUAUACCAUCUUUGGAGAAGCUCAUGGAAGAAAUUGUGGACUUGGCUGAGUCCGGUAUUCGCUACACUCAGAUGCCACACGUAAUGGAAGUUAUCCUGCCCAUGCUUUGUAGCUACAUGUCUCGUUGGUGGGAGCAUGGACCUGAGAAUAAUCCGGGAAGGGCUGAGAUGUGCUGUACAGCUCUGAACUCAGAGCACAUGAACACACUACUGGGCAAUAUCCUGAAAAUCAUAUAUAAUAACUUGGGUAUUGAUGAGGGAGCCUGGAUGAAGAGGUUAGCAGUGUUUUCCCAGCCUAUUAUAAAUAAAGUGAAACCUCAGCUCUUGAAAACUCAUUUCUUGCCAUUAAUGGAGAAGCUCAAGAAAAAGGCAGCGAUGGUGGUAUCAGAAGAGGACCAUCUGAAAUCUGAGGCCAGGGGAGAUAUGUCUGAAGCUGAACUUCUCAUCCUAGAUGAGUUCACCACACUGGCCAGAGAUCUCUAUGCCUUCUAUCCACUCCUGAUUAGAUUUGUGGACUAUAACAGGGCAAAGUGGCUGAAAGAGCCUAACCAAGAAGCAGAAGAUCUUUUCCGCAUGGUUGCUGAGGUGUUUAUCUACUGGUCAAAAUCCCAUAAUUUCAAAAGGGAGGAGCAGAACUUCGUGGUGCAGAAUGAAAUCAACAAUAUGUCUUUCCUUAUUAUGGACACCAAGUCAAAGAUGUCCAAGGCAGCUGUUUCUGAUCAGGAAAGGAAGAAAAUGAAGCGCAAAGGGGACCGAUAUUCCAUGCAGACCUCUCUUAUUGUGGCCGCUCUGAAGCGGUUACUGCCCAUUGGGUUGAACAUCUGUGCCCCUGGGGACCAGGAGCUCAUCGCUCUGGCCAAAAAUCGCUUUAGUCUGAAAGACACUGAGGAUGAAGUUCGAGAUAUAAUCCGCAGUAAUAUUCACUUACAAGGCAAGUUGGAGGAUCCUGCUAUUAGAUGGCAAAUGGCUCUUUACAAAGACUUACCCAACAGGACCGAAGACACUUCAGAUCCUGAGAAGACAGUGGAAAGGGUCUUGGAUAUAGCAAAUGUGCUUUUUCAUCUUGAACAGAAAUCUACAUGUAUGCGCCGGAGAUAUUACAAUCUGGUUGAGCAUCCUCAGAGAUCCAAAAAGGCCGUGUGGCACAAACUGCUCUCCAAGCAGAGGAAACGCGCUGUCGUUGCUUGCUUCCGAAUGGCUCCUUUAUACAAUCUGCCGAGGCAUCGGGCUGUCAAUCUCUUUCUUCAGGGAUAUGAAAAGUCUUGGAUUGAGACAGAAGAACAUUACUUUGAAGAUAAAUUGAUAGAAGAUUUAGCGAAACCUGGAGCAGAACCUCCAGAAGAAGAUGAAGGAGCUAAGAGGGUUGAUCCUCUUCAUCAGCUGAUCCUUCUGUUUAGUCGAACAGCUUUAACGGAGAAAUGCAAACUGGAGGAAGAUUUUUUAUAUAUGGCUUAUGCAGAUAUUAUGGCAAAGAGUUGUCAUGAUGAGGAAGAUGACGAUGGGGAAGAGGAAGUGAAGAGUUUUGAAGUCACAGGAUCCCAACGCAGCAAGGAAAAAGAAAUGGAAAAGCAAAAGCUUCUAUACCAACAAGCCAGGCUCCACGACCGCGGUGCUGCUGAGAUGGUGCUGCAGACUAUCAGUGCCAGCAAAGGUGAAACUGGACCCAUGGUGGCUGCUACUUUGAAACUUGGAAUUGCUAUCUUAAAUGGAGGGAACUCUACAGUACAGCAGAAAAUGCUUGACUACCUCAAGGAGAAAAAGGAUGUGGGCUUCUUUCAGAGCCUGGCUGGCCUGAUGCAGUCAUGCAGUGUCCUCGACCUAAAUGCAUUUGAGCGACAAAACAAAGCUGAAGGACUUGGGAUGGUGACUGAGGAAGGAUCAGGAGAAAAGGUUCUGCAGGAUGACGAAUUCACCUGUGACCUCUUCCGCUUCUUGCAACUGCUUUGUGAGGGACACAACUCAGAUUUUCAAAAUUAUCUGAGAACUCAGACUGGCAAUAAUACAACUGUCAACAUAAUCAUCUCUACUGUAGAUUACCUUCUGAGAGUUCAGGAAUCAAUUAGUGAUUUCUAUUGGUAUUACUCUGGGAAAGAUGUCAUUGAUGAACAAGGACAAAGGAAUUUCUCCAAAGCUAUUCAAGUAGCAAAACAAGUCUUUAACACUCUUACAGAGUAUAUUCAGGGUCCUUGCACUGGCAACCAGCAGAGUUUGGCUCACAGCAGGCUCUGGGAUGCUGUAGUGGGCUUUCUUCAUGUAUUUGCCCACAUGCAGAUGAAGCUGUCUCAGGACUCCAGUCAAAUUGAGCUACUAAAAGAAUUGAUGGAUCUUCAGAAGGACAUGGUGGUCAUGUUGCUGUCCAUGUUGGAAGGCAAUGUUGUUAAUGGCACCAUUGGCAAACAGAUGGUUGAUAUGCUCGUGGAAUCUUCCAACAACGUGGAGAUGAUUCUCAAGUUUUUUGACAUGUUCUUAAAACUCAAGGACUUGACGUCUUCUGAUACUUUCAAAGAGUAUGACCCUGAUGGUAAGGGAGUUAUUUCCAAGAGAGACUUUCACAAAGCCAUGGAGAGCCACAAACACUACACCCAGUCCGAGACUGAAUUUCUCCUGUCCUGUGCAGAGACAGAUGAAAAUGAAACCCUGGACUAUGAAGAAUUUGUCAAGCGGUUCCACGAGCCUGCCAAGGACAUUGGCUUCAACGUGGCAGUGCUUCUGACAAACCUCUCCGAACACAUGCCCAAUGAUACCCGGCUGCAGACUUUUCUGGAACUGGCCGAGAGUGUGCUCAAUUACUUCCAGCCCUUCCUGGGCCGCAUUGAGAUCAUGGGCAGUGCCAAGCGCAUAGAGAGGGUGUAUUUUGAAAUCAGUGAGUCCAGCCGAACCCAGUGGGAGAAGCCCCAGGUUAAGGAGUCCAAAAGGCAAUUUAUAUUUGACGUGGUCAAUGAAGGGGGGGAAAAGGAGAAGAUGGAGCUCUUCGUGAACUUCUGUGAGGACACCAUCUUCGAGAUGCAGCUGGCGGCUCAGAUAUCAGAGUCAGAUCUGAACGAGAGGUCAGUGAAUAAAGAGGAGAGUGAGAAGGAGAAGCCGGAGGAGCAGGGUCCAAGGAUGGGUUUCUUUUCCAUCGUGACGGUCAAGUCCGCCCUGUUUGCCCUCAGGUACAAUAUCUUGAUCCUUAUGCGGAUGCUCAGCCUGAAAAGCUUGAAGAAGCAGAUGAAGAAGGUGAAGAAGAUGACAGUGAAGGACAUGAUCACAGCCUUCUUUACAUCCUACUGGGGUAUUUUGAUGAGCCUCCUGCACUUUGUAGCCAGCGUUUUCAGAGGCUUCUCUCGCAUCAUCGGCAGCCUCCUGCUGGGAGGAAGCCUGGUCGAAGGUGCGAAGAAGAUUAAAGUGGCAGAGCUCCUGGCCAACAUGCCAGACCCCACACAGGAUGAGGUUCGAGGAGACGGGGAGGAGGGGGAGAGGAAAACCCUGGAAGGGGCCCUGCCCUCUGAAGAUCUGACGGAUUUAAAGGAACUGACAGAGGAGAGUGACCUGCUUUCCGAUAUCUUUGGCUUGGACCUGAAACGAGAAGGAGGGCAGUACAAACUGAUUCCUCACAAUCCCAAUGCUGGCCUGAGUGACCUCAUGAGCAACCCCGUCCCCAUCCCAGAGGUGCAAGAAAAGUUCCAGGAACAGAAGGCAAAAGAAGAAGAAAAGGAAGAAAAAGAAGAAAGUAAAUCCGAACCUGAGAAAGCUGAAGGAGAAGAUGGAGAAAAAGAAGAAAAAGCCAAAGAAGACAAGGGUAAACAAAAACUGAGACAGCUCCACACACACAGAUAUGGAGAGCCAGAAGUCCCUGAGUCAGCAUUCUGGAAGAAAAUCAUAGCCUAUCAACAGAAACUUCUAAACUAUUUUGCUCGCAACUUCUACAACAUGAGAAUGUUAGCCUUAUUUGUCGCAUUUGCAAUCAAUUUCAUCUUGCUCUUUUAUAAGGUCUCCACUUCUUCUGCGGUUGAAGGAAAGGAGCCCGCUCGCAGCUCCAGUGAAAGUGCCCGAGUUGGCGGCUUGGGCAGCAGCUCGCCCAGAGCCGUGGCGGUGCACUACGUGCUAGAGGAGAGCAGCGGCUACAUGGAGCCCACGCUGCGGGUCCUGGCCGUUCUGCACACCGUCAUCUCUUUCUUCUGCAUCAUUGGGUACUACUGCCUGAAAGUCCCACUGGUUAUUUUUAAGCGAGAAAAGGAAGUAGCUCGAAAAUUGGAAUUUGAUGGGCUUUAUAUUACAGAACAGCCUUCAGAAGAUGAUAUUAAAGGCCAGUGGGAUAGACUCGUAAUCAACACACAGUCAUUUCCCAACAACUACUGGGACAAAUUUGUUAAAAGAAAGGUUAUGGAUAAAUAUGGAGAGUUCUAUGGCCGAGACAGAAUCAGCGAGUUACUCGGCAUGGACAAAGCUGCCUUGGACUUCAGUGAUGCCCGGGAAAAGAAGAAGCCAAAGAAAGACAGCUCCCUGUCAGCCGUACUGAACUCUAUUGAUGUGAAGUAUCAGAUGUGGAAACUAGGAGUCGUUUUCACUGACAACUCCUUCCUCUACCUUGCCUGGUAUAUGACCAUGUCCAUUCUUGGACACUACAAUAACUUUUUUUUUGCUGCUCAUCUUCUGGACAUUGCUAUGGGAUUCAAGACAUUAAGAACCAUCUUGUCAUCAGUAACUCACAAUGGCAAACAGCUUGUAUUAACUGUUGGCUUAUUGGCUGUUGUUGUAUACCUAUAUACUGUCGUGGCAUUCAAUUUUUUCCGAAAAUUCUACAAUAAAAGUGAAGAUGGCGAUACACCAGACAUGAAAUGUGAUGACAUGCUAACGGACAGCAGGUAA